CAAAAUACCCCCUCCCUACACCCUCCCCUAGAAAAAAGCAAUGGCGUAUAUCUUUGUUACAGCAAACAAUUUCAAAUCCCAAACAGCAUGAGAAGUGUCAAGUGUGUAUACUUCCAUAACUCUGGCUCCUACUUCAUGCUUUUCUUCCCUAUUCAACUCACUCUCCCCUUUUAAUUAGUAUCGAGAAUUCAAAAUCAUGUUUGUUUGUACGUCCUUAUCUCAACCUCCUCUUUAACUCAUCAGAUCAGACUCUCUCUAUAUGCUCACGGAUUCUGUAUGAAAGUUGUAAUCUUUUGAUAACCAAAUCUUGAGUAAUUGUGAAUUAAGACGUGAAAAUUGGUUUCUUGAAUUUGGGUGUUUGAUAAAUAAAAGAAAGACUAUGGUAAUGGAAAUUGUGGUCUCCGUAGUGUUGCUGUUGGUGGGCAUAGCUGUUUUGGUAUUCAUUCAUGUUUGUAUUGUUGGAAGAGCAUUCAGGAGCAGAAAUGGUAUAACCGGUGUCAUUUUUAAUCCAAGAAAUGUGAACAAAAGUAUGUCACAAGAUGAUAUAAAGAAGCUGCCUUGUUUUGAUUACAAAGUGGAAAUAAAAGGGAGUAGUAGCCCUGUGGAUUGUGCUGUGUGUUUAGAGAAUUUUAAAGUUGGUGAAAAGUGUAGGAUUUUACCAAAGUGUAACCAUAGUUUUCAUGCUCAAUGCAUUGAUUCAUGGCUACAGAAAACAGCUGCUUGUCCAAUUUGCAGAGCCUGUGCUAAAUCGCCAUUGAAAACAGAGGAAGAAAGCAACAAUUCUAGUGAAGUUGGAAUUGAAAUGACUUAAAGGUAACAAUUGUUUAUUCUGUCUUUUUUAUUCUUGGGAGUGGUUAGUAGUUUGAAAUUUGAUUCCUUGCUUCUGUUGGAGGAGAGAGAGCUAAAUACGUGGCUAAUUUAAAUCAUAAAUUGUGGGGGAAAAGAAAAGGAUGAGUAGUUUAUUUCAUAUAUUUAUUGCACUUGAUGACUCCUUUCCAUAGCCAUGUAUUUUUUUUUUUAUUUCUUCCUGCAAUUGUAAGCUUUGUUCUAUUGUAAUUAAUGCUAUAAUGCUGUCAAA
Messenger RNA from Nicotiana attenuata, 1078 nucleotides. Its product is annotated as RING-H2 finger protein ATL77-like. The coding region runs from base 380 to 811 and encodes 143 amino acids. The record is from RefSeq and is a predicted model, not a curated record. The transcript has a single exon. NCBI's taxonomy places the organism in Eukaryota, Viridiplantae, Streptophyta, Magnoliopsida, Solanales, Solanaceae.